Messenger RNA from Oppia nitens, 633 nucleotides. RefSeq lists its product as uncharacterized. The coding region runs from base 154 to 582 and encodes 142 amino acids. NCBI's taxonomy places the organism in Eukaryota, Metazoa, Arthropoda, Arachnida, Sarcoptiformes, Oppiidae. The transcript is spliced from 4 exons. The record is from RefSeq and is a predicted model, not a curated record.
GACAAAUUUAUUUUAACUUUUAUUUUGUUUAAUUGUUUGAUUUUGAAUAGUUUAGCUAAAUUUUCAUUGGAUUUUCAACAAACUUUUGAUGUUCCCCAAGAUUUUCCUAGAGUUGGCAACAAAACUGCAAUAACUCCAUAUUUCAAGACACAAAUGACUGUUUGGAAAAGUAUUAAAUGCAAUGAAAAAUCAGUGAUUAGUGGCAUUCAAUUGAACGCAACGUUGGCGGGUGAGGCCACAUGUAAUGGCUAUCACUCGUGGGAAACACCGUUUACAUACACGGCUAUAGUGAACGGCAAACCAGAGAAUCUAACAAUUGGCAAACUACUUGUCUAUUACUCAUAUUUGAAUGGCAAUAUGGUUGAAGUAAACACCGGUACCAUAACAGAGGGCCGCUGUAAGGGUGACGUGUUUUUCUCGGCCAACUCUUAUAUAGCCGACGACCAGUUCGGUUGUUCCGGAAAAGGUAUGAGCUCUGUGACUAUGAAAUGGAUAUCAGCGCAGGUGACCGGCAAAAAUUGUUUGUCAAACUGUCAAUUAGAUAAUGGAUAUAUCAAAUUAAAUCCUGCUAUUCAUGAUUAGACUAAAUUGUAACCAUACAUAUUAUGAUGCAUAUUAUAAAUAACAUUAUAU